AUGGACGCCAUCGGUGUACUCCUCACCUUUCCCAUGUCUUCUUACCUUGAACAGGAACUCGAUAAGCGCUUCAAUCUCUUCCGCCUCUGGAAUUUCCCUCAGAAAAAUGACUUCUUCAAGGACAACUCCGGUUCCAUCCGAGCCGUUGUCGCAAAUGUUAACGUCGGUGCCAACCGAGAAUUAAUUGAUUCGUUGCCGGCUCUCGAGAUUGUAUCAUGUUACAGUGUAGGGUUAGACAAGGUAGAUUUGCGACAUUGUAAGCAGAAAGGAAUUAGGGUCACCAAUACACCUGAUGUAUUGACUGACGACGCUGCUGAUUUAGCGAUUGGAUUGAUGCUGACGACCUUAAGAGGGAUCAGUGAGUGCGAUCGGUAUGUUAGAGGUGGAUUAUGGAAGAAAGGUGACUUCAAAUUGACUACUAAGUUCAGUGGCAAAAAGGUGGGAAUCAUAGGUCUAGGAAGAAUAGGGACAGCAAUUGCAAAGAGGGCUGAAGCAUUCAACUGUCCAAUAAGUUACUAUUCCAGAUCACAAAAACCAGAAUCAAAUUACAAAUACUUCCCCAGUGUAGUUGAAUUAGCUUCCGACUGUGACAUCCUUGUUGUGGCGUGUGCACUAACCGAAGAAACUCGCCACAUCAUCAACCGCCAAGUCAUCGAUGCACUGGGUCCCAAGGGUUUUCUCAUCAACAUUGGGAGGGGCCCACACAUUGAUGAACCUGAACUGGUAUCCGCUCUUGUUGAAAGGCGGAUAGCAGGUGCAGGUCUUGAUGUGUAUGAGAAUGAACCACAUGUCCCUGAAGAGCUUUUUGGUCUUGAUAAUGUAGUACUCGUGCCACAUAUUGGGAGUGGCACUGUUGAGACGCGAAUAGUGAUGGCUGAUCUUGUUGUUGGAAACCUAGAGGCUCAUUUUUCCAACAACCCAUUGUUGACCCCAGUCGUUUGAAUAUACACUCAUCAAUUCAUUUGUGCUUUGUUGUCAAUAUACUUAUUUUAGCAACUUUAAACUCCUCAUCAAUACCACUUCUAUUUCAUGGAUCCGUGUAGAAGAUUAAUAAAUAUACAAAGCAGAAUGUAGCAUUGUGUUCAUUGUGUUGGUGUUCAAAAAAUAAAUCUUGCAGGUGCUUCUAAUUUCAA
Messenger RNA from Lactuca saligna, 1133 nucleotides. NCBI's taxonomy places the organism in Eukaryota, Viridiplantae, Streptophyta, Magnoliopsida, Asterales, Asteraceae. The record is from the annotation of a GenBank genome assembly.